GAGAGAGGGACAGUACGCACAGAAUCCUGGAGAGCUUGCAGUCGGAAAUUUGGUGGAGCUCAAAACAGAAUUUGAUCGCGUCAAGAAAUCGUUUAUAACUCUCCCGGACCAGGUGGCAUAGCUCCCGAAAAUGAAUCCCUGCGGUGUUUAUGCAAACCAUAACGUGCGACUUGCAAAAAUUAACGUCUAUGGGUUCGAUUACGAUUACACGUUGGCACAUUAUACUCCUGCAUUGCAGUGCAUCAUAUACGAUCUCGCGAGGAAUCACCUUGUGGAGGAGCACAGGUACCCGGAUUCCUGCUUAAAUUUCCAGUAUGAUGCUAGUUUCCCCAUCCGAGGUCUAUACUAUGACAAGAAAAUGGGGUACCUGCUCAAGUUAGACCUCUUCAACUCGGUCCAGCCCGGUGGGUGCUUCUUCGGCCGGCGCAGGCUUGACGAGGAUGAGUUGGAGUCUUGUUAUCCUGGGAAGCACGUGAGUGCGGAACAUAUACGCAACCUUGUACCUCUUAUGGAUCUCUUCUGCCUCAGUGAGGUAUGCCUGCUAGCAGAUGUUAUCCAACACUUCGUAAACCAGAAGCUACGCUUCGACUGCACCUACGUGUACGAAGACGUCCAGAAAUGCAUCAAAUACAUCCACACGAGUGGAAACCUGCACCGUGAAAUCUUGAGCAAUCCAGCCAAGUACCUGCAAAAAAAUCCAAAAUUGAUAGAGAUGCUUCAUACGUUGAAAGAAAGAGGAAAGAAGAUGUUCAUAUUGACCAAUUCGCCCUUCCCUUUUGUCGACAGUGGUAUGAAGUUCCUCUUUCAGGAAACAGGGCAGGCACAAAACUGGAGGGACCUGUUUGAGGUGGUGAUUGCUCUUUCAGAUAAACCGAACUUCUACCAUUCCCAAAGACCUUUCAGAGCUUAUCAUCAUAAAAAAGAUGUCCUGUUGUUCACAAAAGUGGAAUCCUUCGAGCCACACGGUGUGUACUAUCAUGGCUGUCUCAAAGACUUUGCAGAGAUUACUAAAUGGAAGGGGUCUGAGGUGCUCUAUUUUGGGGAUCAUUUGUUCAGCGAUCUGAGAGGUCCUGCACAAGCCGGAUGGCAUACCGCUGCUGUUAUUCGGGAGCUUGAGAGAGAAAUUUCAACACAGAAUGAGACUGAGUACCGAUUUCAGCAGGCAAGAUACAACAAGUUGAAAGAAGUGUUGGGAAAGUUUCAUGGACGAUCCGCUGCCAUUACAAAGGAAGAGAACAACAUCUUAGGGGAGUUGAGGGAGCUUCGUAGCAAAUCAAGACAAGCUAUGAAGGAGAUGUUCAACACAAAUUUUGGGUCCACGUUCUUGACAGACACCGGCAAGGAAUCUGCGUUUGCAUACAAUGUACAGAGGUAUGCAGAUAUCUAUACGAGCAGGCUGGAGAAUUUUCUGUUCAUCUCAAGUGAUGCGUGGCUCUUCAGUCCUCUGAAUGUGAAGAUAUUGCCUCACCACAUCAAGGUAUUUCCUGCCGAAAAGGAAGGAGGCCAAUUAACAAUACAGUGACUACAGACUUCUCGUGAAGUCAAGCACUCAAGGACCCUAACAACCCUCAAUGUUUAUAUUGAAAUAUAAUGUAUUUGCAAAGAAGCCCAGCACCACUUCAUGUUUUUGAAGUA
Messenger RNA from Physcomitrium patens, 1635 nucleotides. RefSeq lists its product as uncharacterized. Gene Ontology annotation, molecular function: 5'-nucleotidase activity. Lineage: Eukaryota; Viridiplantae; Streptophyta; Bryopsida; Funariales; Funariaceae. The record is from RefSeq and is a predicted model, not a curated record.